Messenger RNA from Ficedula albicollis (Collared flycatcher), 1733 nucleotides. It is a transcript of the gene WDR55, whose product is annotated as WD repeat domain 55. The record is from RefSeq and is a predicted model, not a curated record. NCBI's taxonomy places the organism in Eukaryota, Metazoa, Chordata, Aves, Passeriformes, Muscicapidae. Gene Ontology annotation, molecular function: protein binding. The transcript has 8 exons. The coding region runs from base 41 to 1183 and encodes 380 amino acids.
UGCAAAUGAGAGGCGCGGCCACGCAAAUGAGCCGAGCGGCAUGGCGGCCGCCAUGGAGGAGGAGCCCUCGGAGUCCCCGGAGCCGGCGGCGCGGGAGCCGCGAGUGCGGGACACCCCCGAGGACAUCUGUCUAGAGGCCACGGCCAACGCCAUCGCGCUGCACCCGGCGCGGCCGCUGCUGGCCGCGGGGGACGUGGACGGCGACGUGUAUCUGUACUCGUACUCCUGCACCGAGGGGGAGAACCGGCAGCUCUGGUCCUCGGGACAUCACCUCAAGUCGUGUCGGGACGUGGCGUUCUCCCAGGACGGGCAGAAGCUUUUCACUGUGUCCAAGGAUAAGUCCAUCCACAUUCUGACAGUGGAGGAGGGACGGCUGGAAACGCGCUUCCCCAAGGCCCACGAGUCGGCCCUCAACUGCGUGCUGCCCAUCGACAACCACAUCUUCGCCACGGGGGAUGAUGGCGGGGCAGUGAAGGUGUGGGACCUGCGCAGGGGCAGUGCCAUCCUGGAGGCACGGCAGCAGGAGGAAUACAUCAGUGCCAUGACCGUGGAUGGCAACGGGAAGAUCCUACUGACAGCCAGUGGUGAUGGCACCCUGGGAGUCUUCAACGUGAAGAGACGGCGCUUUGAGCUGCUCUCGGAGCCGCAGAACGGGGACCUGACGUCUGUGGUGCUGAUGAAGAGGGGGAGGAAGGUGGCGUGUGGCUCCAGUGAAGGCACCAUCUACCUCUUCAACUGGGACGGCUUCGGGGCCGCCAGCGACCGCUUUGCACUCAGGGCAGAGACCAUCGACUGCAUGGUGCCCAUCACGGACAGCAUCGUGUGUGUGGGGUCCCUGGACGGAGUUAUCAGGGCGGUGAACGUGCUGCCGAACCGCGUGCUGGGCUGCGUGGGGCAGCACCUGGGCGAGCCCAUCGAGCAGCUGGCCGUGGCCGCGGACGGGAAGCUCCUGGCCAGCAGCGGCCACGACCAGAAAGUGAAGUUCUGGGACGUGUCGGCGCUUGGCUCCAUGGUGGUCGACGAUUACCGCCGGAAGAAGAAGAAGGGCGGGCCGCUGCGCGCCCUCAGCAGCAAGGCGCUGGGCAGUGGGGAGGAUUUCUUCGCCGAUCUGCGGGACGAAGCCGAGCCGGAGACGGCGGCGGCGGGCGGUGACAGCGGAGACAGCGACAGCGACAGUGACUGAGCGGGGCCGGGGCCGCCGCCCCGCCCUGCGCGUCCGUCUCGCGGGGCGCGGCCAAUCAGAGCCGAAGCCCCGGGGAGUGCCCGCCUGCGGGGCGUGGCCUCGCCGUACUGUUACCGGUGCCGGGCAGAGCGCUGGCGUUCUGAUUGGCUGCUAGGGCUGCCAGUCACACUGGGCUGUAGGCUCUGUCUCAAAGGGGCAGCGCGUGUCGGAGCGGUUGUGAGGGGCCGGGGGUGGCUCCCGGAUGGCGGGACAGGCUGGCGAUGGUGAGGAUGAGCGUCCUGCCCGAGGGGGUGUCCCUGACACCGGAGGGGCCUGGACGGGGGCACAUGGCUGGGGCGAGAGGGACUGGGAAGGGUCCCUGAGAUGGGGGGACAUGGCUGAGGGCCCCUGUUGGACUGAACAUCCCUGGUGAAUGAGAAGACUGCGAUGGGGGAAUAUGGCCAGGUGUUGUGUUCAUCCCUUUCCUGCCCUGUUGUCCCAGCAGGUCAAUUACCCUUUGUUAAUUAAUUAAGACUUCAGCUCUGUUAGAAAUAAAUCCAGUGCCUUUCAC